CGGAUGAUUGCAUGAAAGCGAAAGCUUUUGUGAAAGUGAAGCUCACCAAGGCAAGUUCAAGUUUCCUUGCGCAGUGGGAUAAGUGCUGCUGAUCUAGAAAGACCUGUGAAACUGUAGAUGCAGGAAGAGGCAGAUUCAUAUGCAGAGUCAUAACCCGAAUUCCAUGCAGAGAAUCUAAACAGGUUAUCGAGAACUUUGGCUGCUGUAAGUAGCAACAGACGUGACAAGAUUUGCUUACUUUCUGCUUCAUCAUCAUCUCACAACAGACAGCACGAUGUCACCCACCACCACGGAACUGAAGCAUAGGCGCACUCCGAGUGAGGUGACAGAGUUCUCACCCGAUGACAUCGACCUGAGCUUUCCUGAUCGCAAACUAGUUGGCAUCGAUGGAAAGUGGUACGACGUGACCAACUUCGUGGACAAGCACCCGGGCGGGCCCGUCAUCGAGAAGUUCAUCGGCAAGGACGCGACGGCUGUGUUCCACGCGUAUGGCCACCGCGACUUUGUGCUGAAGCACCGCAAGCCCGUCGGCAAGUACGUGCGCCGCUACAACCCGAUCGAUGUCGCAUUCGAGAAGCUUGAACGCGACCUGCGCGCGAAGGGCUUCUUCGAGACGGACUGGACGUGGUACGUCGGGAAGGUGGCCGUCGUCGUCGCGCUGUUCGUCAUUGCGGUGACCCUCGUCACGUGCUUCGACGCCUGGUACUGUCACUACCUCGGCGCGGUCGCCCUCGCGUUCUUCUGGCAGCAGAACGGCUUCAUCAUGCACGAGUUCAUGCACUCGCAGUUGUUCAAGGACUUCUCGAAGGACAAGUACGGCGGGCUGUUCUUCGGCACUGUCUGCUUCGGCAUCAGCGCGCACUGGUGGCGCGACGAGCACAUCCUGCACCACGCGCUCACGAACAUCGUCGACGUUCCGAACCGCUUCAUCGACCCGCAGAUGUGGGAAGGCACGUGGGCGCAGAACGAGAAGAUGUUCGCGUUGUUCCAGACACGGCUGCAGUACUACGCGAUAAAGAUCCAGCACUUCACGUUCGUGCCGUGCGUCAUCUUCGUCGGCCGACUCGAGAUCGUCUUCGACUCGUUCAUCCUGCAGCUGGAGCGCCGCUGGCAGGAGUGGGUCGGCUGGGCGCUGCACUGGGUGUGGCUCUGCACGCUGCUGUCCCACCUGCCAACGUGGCGCGAGGUGGCCAUCUUCUACGCGAUCGCAUCCUCCGUGCAGGGUAUCUUCCACUUCCAGCUGAUCCUCAGCCACUACUGCAAGAUGUUCGCGCACCUGCACGAGUUCCACGAAAUGAGCUGGUACCGCUACCAGGUCCAGUCGAAUAUGAACAUCGACUGCCCGCUCUGGCAGGACUGGUACUACGGCGGCCUGCAGUUCCACAUUGAGCACCACCUGUUCCCGACGAUGGCGCGAAACAAGCUGCGUGCCGCCGCCGCGUACGUGCAGCCGCUCUGUGAGGAGCAUGGCAUUCCGUACGACAGCUGCUGCUUCACGACCGCGCUCACGAAGACACUGAGUCAUCUGAAGGUCGCGGGAUCGCACUUCAAGUUGGACCCCCGCUGAGGCGUGGCAGCCGCGAGGCGUGGUGGCACCAGCGGGCAGCGGACUACCUGGGAUACCUGGUGCAAAUGAUACCCUGCUACCUGGGAUACCUGGUACAGAUGAUACCCUGUUACCUGGGAUACCUAGUACAGAUGAUACCCUGUU
Priapulus caudatus is the source of this 1711-nucleotide messenger RNA. Its product is annotated as sphingolipid 10-desaturase-like. The record is from RefSeq and is a predicted model, not a curated record. The transcript has 5 exons. Gene Ontology annotation, cellular component: membrane. NCBI's taxonomy places the organism in Eukaryota, Metazoa, Priapulida, Priapulimorpha, Priapulimorphida, Priapulidae. Gene Ontology annotation, biological process: lipid metabolic process. Gene Ontology annotation, molecular function: heme binding; oxidoreductase activity, acting on paired donors, with oxidation of a pair of donors resulting in the reduction of molecular oxygen to two molecules of water. The coding region runs from base 275 to 1567 and encodes 430 amino acids.